Messenger RNA from Carassius auratus (goldfish), 2030 nucleotides. Its product is annotated as MICOS complex subunit MIC19-like. NCBI's taxonomy places the organism in Eukaryota, Metazoa, Chordata, Actinopteri, Cypriniformes, Cyprinidae. The transcript is spliced from 9 exons. The record is from RefSeq and is a predicted model, not a curated record. Gene Ontology annotation, cellular component: MICOS complex; mitochondrion. Gene Ontology annotation, biological process: inner mitochondrial membrane organization. Bases 100 to 1389 code for a protein of 429 amino acids.
CCCUGGCUGAGAAAGCUCUCAACUUCUUGGAGUUCAUAAUUACUGAUCAAAUUUACACGAAGUAUCUGGUUAAACACAAGCGGGUUUGUUUGUCCAGGAAUGGGAGCUAACAACAGCACGCGUCGCGUUUCUUUUGAGUCGGAUGAGAAUGAGAACGUAACGAUAGUGAAGGGCAUAAGGCUCUCGGAGAAGGUCAUCAACCGCAUGAGGGAACCUUCAGACCCACCACGGCCCCCCACCACAACCCCUCCUGCUUCUCCUCCCGUGGUUGAUCCUCUGCCAGCACUGGUGCCAAUAUCUCCUCCACCUGUCACUUCCCUUCCACCUCCUUCCUUGCCAGAGCGAGUGACCACUCCUGCACCUCCUCCUCCACCUCCAGCAGAGCCUCCUCCUGUAGCGACAGCACCAUCUGAAUCAGUGGGUGCUGUAUCAGCCCCUGCAGGUGAGUCCAUUGCUCCACCUGCUGCCGCAGCUGAGCUCACAACAGCAUCUCCACCCUUGGAAAUAAUUGCCUCACCUCCUUCUUCGAAACCCAGCACUUCUCCCCUUGCUGAUUCUGUUGCCUCCCCUCUUGCUUUUGAGCUUUUCACACCUCCACCUCCCCCGGUAGAAUCCAUUUCUACCCAUCCUAUCACUAAAACCGCUUCUGAAUCCAUCUCUGCUCCACCUAUAGAAAUAACCACCCCCUCCCCUCCAGCUGAACUUGUCGCUCCUGUCGCUUCCGCUGCUGAAACAAUCCCACACCCUCGUCUGUCUAUAGAAAAACCUGUGGCUUCUUCACCACCACCACCUCCUACCGCGGAUGAAUCUGAACUGAGAAGAAAGAUCGCUGAAGAGCUGCAGAAAGGCCUGGAUGAAGAGAGGAGAAAGUCACGAGAGGAACUCAACCGAUGGCUGGAAAAGGAAAAGUCCCAGGCUCAUGUCCAGGCCCAGGCAGAAGCUCAAGCCCAGGUUAAGGAUGAGGUGAGCAGGAUCCUUGCUUUAGAGAAAGAGAAGAGCGUCCAGAAAGCCAUACUGAGAGAAAGAGUCACCGCCGAGGAUGAAAAACUGCAAGUUCAGAUAUAUCAGAUGGAAAGAAAGGCUAGACAGUUGGAGGAGAGAGACAAAGAGCUCCGGAAGCAGGACGCUUUCUACAGAGAGCAAGUGGCCAAGCUGAAGGAAAGGAGUGCCCAAUUCUACAAGGUGACCAAUGAAAACUAUCACAAGGCAGCAGAAGAGGUCAACGCCAAGUUCAAGCGGUAUGACAUUAGUCCAGUGUGCACCGACCUUCAGGGGCAGAUUCUGAAGUGCUACAGAGAAAAUGGCGGGAAAUCUCUGCUGUGCUCCAACAUCGCCUCUCAAUACAUGCAGUGUGUCAACAAAGCUAAACAGGACAAGUUGAGGACUUGAGGUUAAGUCUCUGAGCAGGAAGAGAGGAAGACCUGUUUGUAUCUGUGAUCUCACCGUUUAUCGACUGUUGCUAAAGGAAAGACGUCACCCGGAGACGCACCUGAGCAGACCUGAAUCAGAAUCUGCAGUGAAAUGAGAGCUAGACACCUUUGAACCUUCCUUUUUUACCUAUACCUACACUUUUACCUUCCUCCCUCGUCCCUGUUAUUUCUCCUUUUUCCAGUAAAGGGAAAUUAGUAUCCAUUUAUGAAAUGGACAGAAUCAGUAAGCAGAGGUGAUCGUACAGUAGGUGGAACUCAAACGUUCUGAGCACCUGAACCAGAAAAUGCUAUUUGUUUUGGUUCACAAAGGAUAGCACACAGCAAAGAGAACCAAAUUAGACACCAAAUAUUGGCUAAUCUAGAACCAACCACAGAAUCCCAGAAAUCUGAGAUGGUUCUAGGUUUGCUGGGACUGGUUAUGUAGCGUCAUUAAUCCAGCCAUCAUACCUGUGAUCCACCCUGCUAACCCACCACAAUCCAUCAUCAUCCACUGUUCAUUGUGUUUUUGUGUGUGAUGUUCAUUGCUGUUUAUUUUGUCUUGUUAACACCGAAAGGUCAGGGCUGAUCCCCGAUCUGCUUUAAAGAAUAAACUAUUCAAAC